AUGUCACGCUUCGGGCUAACGUUGUCCAGGCGUACUCUGCGGACGUACAGCAAACGAUUGCGCCUGACCGAAGAUGAGAGUGGCCCGGGGCCGUUGAUGAAGAAGCGCAAAGUCGACACAGAACCGGCCACGCGUACGCCAGACCUCCCGAGGCUUCCUCCUGCACAGCCUGCGCCGCCAUCAAGCAACAUACCCAAGAGCUCCAUCCUCAGCUAUUUCAAACCGUGUCGCUCGAGUUCAGCCACCGAAUCCUCCGACCUGCUGUCCGAGUCCGACAAGUUGAUCAGCACCCCGCCGUCGCCGCCCCCAGUUUCCCGAAAGACGAAAGAGCCCCGCCGGCUGAGGCUGAGGCCUAGCACGCCCAUAUACCCCUCGUCGGACACGACGGAAGACUCGACAGACCACAAUGAAGAAUACCGAGACAUCGAUAGGCCAGGUUUAAGGAAGGGCUUGAGGUCAAGGACACGAAGCACGAGAGAACGUUGGGACACUGCCAAUGUCGACGGGCUUGGAGACGAAGAAGAGCCGAAAUCGUCUUCCGUCCCCAAAAAAACACAAGUACGGCCAAAGCCGGUCGCCACGGUGCAGACCACAAUCAACCUCUCGUCGAAGCCCACCUUCAUGGAGUGCAAGACAUGCCGCAUCGUCUACAAUCCGCUGCACCCCGCCGAUGUCAAAUACCACUCGCAGAGGCAUGCGGUCUUCCUCCGGGGCAGGGCUAAAGCAUGA
Molecule: messenger RNA, 729 nt
Organism: Colletotrichum destructivum
Lineage: Eukaryota; Fungi; Ascomycota; Sordariomycetes; Glomerellales; Glomerellaceae
Product: Putative N-acetyltransferase ESCO, zinc-finger
Exons: 1
Coding region: 1-729 (242 amino acids)
Source: RefSeq, a predicted model, not a curated record